Mangifera indica (mango) is the source of this 3385-nucleotide messenger RNA. RefSeq names its product probable LRR receptor-like serine/threonine-protein kinase At1g06840. The record is from RefSeq and is a predicted model, not a curated record. The transcript has 22 exons. Bases 371 to 3274 code for a protein of 967 amino acids. Gene Ontology annotation, biological process: protein phosphorylation. Gene Ontology annotation, molecular function: protein binding; ATP binding; protein kinase activity. Lineage: Eukaryota; Viridiplantae; Streptophyta; Magnoliopsida; Sapindales; Anacardiaceae.
AUUUUAUUGCCUGUCACAUUUUUAUAUGAAGAAAAUGGAGAGCUUUAAUAUCUUUUGGGGUUUCACAAGAAAUCCAAUUUUUUCCUUAUUUAGAAAAGUCUACUGUGGCAUACAGGGCAACUACAUUUUAUCCGAAACUUUUUUCCGCUUGGUUGUUGAUUUGCUUUAUCUUUGAACUUCCAGAGGACACCAUGAUUUCAUUUGAUUGAGUUUUCGAAUCAAGCUCCAAGGUUUCGGAUUCAGAUAUAUUUCCCUUGUCUUUUUCUCCAGUAAGGAAGAAGAAAAGUAGACUAAUGAUAUAGCUAAGCAAUUCUACAAGACUUAGCAUUCUGACAUAACUUGAGUUGAUUGUUCAUUUUCCCCUUUUAACAUGCUUCUUACAGCUAAAUUUUCUUCUGGGAUUUAUAGUAUUAUCAAGAUGAUGAGGAUAAGCUUUUGUGGAUUUGUUUAUGCGGCCUCGUGUGGUUACUUGGUGCUCUUUGCAGUUGCUCAGAUUACUGAUCCUUCAGAAGUCAGUGCAUUGGUGGCAGUCAAGAGAAAAUUAUCCGAUCCUAUGAACUAUCUCACAGACUGGAAUAAGGGAGAUCCAUGCCUAUCAAAUUGGACUGGAGUCUUAUGUUCUGAUACAAUUAAUGAGACUGAUGAUUACUUGCAUGUUCGUGAGCUGCAGCUGCUGAACAUGAAUCUUUCAGGAAAUUUAGCACCUGAGCUUGGACAACUAUCACAACUUCAAAUAUUGGAUUUCAUGUGGAAUGAUCUGACAGGCAGCAUACCGAAGGAGAUAGGGAAUAUAUCAUCACUAGAACUCUUACUCUUGAAUGGAAACAGAUUAUCAGGAUCUUUACCAGAAGAGCUAGGCAAGCUUUCAAACUUGAAUAGACUCCAAGUAGAUCAGAACAAUAUUUCAGGCACAAUACCAAAAUCUUUUGCUAACCUGAGCUCAGUGAAACACCUUCACUUGAAUAAUAACUCAAUUGUUGGUCAACUUCCACCCGAGCUUUCCAAAUUAUCCACACUUCUUCACUUGCUUGUGGACAAUAAUGACUUGACUGGGUCUCUCCCACCAGAAUACUCAGAAUUGCCAUCGUUGCACAUACUUCAACUUGAUGGCAACAACUUUAGUGGUACAGAAAUUCCACCCAGUUAUGGAAACUUUUCCAGAUUAAUAAAAUUAAGUCUUAGAAAUUGCAGUUUGCAGGGACCUGUUCCUGAUUUCAGUAGGAUUCAGAGCCUUUACUAUCUGGAUCUUAGCAGGAAUCAGCUCACUGGACCCAUACCAGCAAAUAAGCUUUCUAAUAAUGUGACAACCAUUGAUCUAUCAGAGAACAGUCUUGAUGGAUCCAUACCAACAAGUUUCUCAGAUCUUCCUUCUCUUCAGAAACUGUCACUUGAUAGAAAUUUUUUGGAUGGUUCAAUCCCAGCUAGCUUAUGGCAGAACAGAUCCUUCAGUUCAAGUGCUAGACUGUCACUUGAUCUGAGGAAUAAUUCUUUCUCAAGCAUUUUAGGGGAUUUAAAUCCUCCAAUCAAUGUCACGCUAAGGCUUGGUGGCAAUCCCAUCUGCACAAAUGCAAGCAUACCAAGCAUAGGCCAAUUCUGUGAUUCUGAAGCAAAAGAUGAUGGGACAGUUACAAAAUCCACCAAUUCAAGAUGCCCUAUUCAAGCAUGUCCCACGGAUAAUUUCUAUGAAUACGUCCCAGCAUCUGGUGAUUUAUGUACCUGUGCAGCACCUCUGAGAAUUGGAUACCGGCUGAAAAGUCCUAGUUUCUCUUAUUUCCCUCCAUACUCAAGCAUUUUUGAAGCAUAUAUGACUAUUUCUCUCCACUUGGACCUUUAUCAACUAUCAAUUGAUUCAUAUGCUUGGGAGAAAGGACCUCGUCUACAGAUGUAUUUGAAGUUGUUUCCUCAUGCCAACUCUAGUACGUUUAAUACAAGUGAGGUGCAGCGAAUUGAAGGCAUAUUUACAUCCUGGAGAUUUCCUGGUGAUGACUUAUUUGGACCAUAUGAACUGCUCAACUUCACUCUCCUGGGACCUUAUUCCAGUAUAAUUCCUGAAACUCAAAGGACAGGUAUCAGUAAAGGCCUUUUGGCAGCAAUUGUAGUUGGAGCCAUUGCUGGUGCUGUGGCAACAACCGCAACUGUUACAUUCCUGGUGACAAGAAGACACACUAGAAAUCAACACUCAAUGUCAAGAAGACGCUUGUCCACAAAGGUCUCAAUGAAAAUUGAUGGAGUGAAGUCCUUCAAGUUCAAAGAAUUAGCAUCAGCAACUGACAACUUCAACCGCUCAACUGAAGUUGGCCAAGGGGGCUAUGGAAAGGUCUAUAGAGGCAUUUUAUCUGACAACACAAUCGUCGCCAUAAAGCGUGCAGAAGAAGGAUCUUUACAGGGUCAGAAAGAAUUCUUGACUGAGAUAAAAUUGUUGUCAAGGUUGCAUCACAGGAACCUGGUUUCUUUGUUGGGCUACUGUGAUGAACAAGAGGAGCAGAUGCUGGUAUAUGAGUUCAUGCCUAAUGGCACCUUGAGAGACUGGCUUUCUAGUAAAGCUAAAGCAUGCCUCAAUUUCAGUAUGAGGGUCUGCAUCGCAUUAGAUUCGGCUAAGGGGAUUCUUUACCUCCAUACUGAAGCAAACCCGCCUGUGUUCCACCGAGAUAUCAAAGCCAGCAACAUUCUUCUGGACUCCAGGUUUAUUGCUAAAGUCGCUGAUUUUGGACUCUCAAGGCUGGCUCCAGUCCUAGAUGACGAAGGAACCAUGCCAACUCAUGUUUCCACAAUUGUUAAGGGAACACCAGGCUAUCUCGAUCCAGAGUAUUUUCUAACUCAUAAGUUGACAGAUAAAAGCGAUGUUUAUAGCCUUGGUGUAGUACUUCUAGAGCUCUUGACUGGUAUGCAGCCAAUAUCACAUGGCAAAAACAUUGUCCGCGAGGUGAAUGUAGCUCGUGAAUCAGGGUUGAUGUUCUCUAUUAUAGACAACAGAAUGGGGUCUUACCCAUCUGAAUGCAUCGAGAGGUUUGUAGCUUUGGCCCUCAACUGUUGCAAUGACAAGCCAGAACUUCGGCCAGCCAUGUCGGAUGUGGUGAGGGAGCUAGAAAAUAUACUCAAGAUGCUGCCAGAAACUGAUGCCGCGUUUUCUGAGUCUACCUCCAUGAACUCGGGAAGCAAGUCAGCAUCAGCUUUGGCUUCCUCAUCUUUCAUCACAAGAGAUCAAUACUUUUCAUCUAAUGUAUCAGGCAGUGAUCUUGUCAGUGGUACCAUUCCCACUAUUUCCCCUCGUUAAUUUGUUUUCUAUGUGCGGUAGUAGUUGUAGAAUGAGAAGUUUUGGCUGUCCUUAUGUGAACUUCCUGUAAAAUUUAUAAAGCAAACAAUCAUACUUCUUGCCUGCUCCCAA